Molecule: messenger RNA, 3928 nt
Organism: Hypanus sabinus (Atlantic stingray)
Lineage: Eukaryota; Metazoa; Chordata; Chondrichthyes; Myliobatiformes; Dasyatidae
Gene: fli1
Product: Fli-1 proto-oncogene, ETS transcription factor
Exons: 10
Coding region: 1071-2507 (478 amino acids)
Biological process (GO): regulation of transcription by RNA polymerase II; cell differentiation
Cellular component (GO): nucleus
Molecular function (GO): DNA-binding transcription factor activity, RNA polymerase II-specific; sequence-specific DNA binding
Source: RefSeq, a predicted model, not a curated record
CCUUUCACCCCGACUCUUUAUAUGUUACUGUUCAGAGAAAAAUGUUUCAAUAUGUUUGAGUCUGGAUGAUCCUGGGGGAGGGGAGGAGGGAUAUUUAAGGAACAAUUAGAAAAGAGGGCGUAUGUUCUGUAAAUGACUGUUUACAAAAUACCUGGUGUUUUAUUUGUUGUGAUGCUAGAGUUGGGUUUGGAGUCUUGUAAAAAGUUUCUUGGAAUCCCGUUUUUAUAUAUUAAAAAUUUCGAGUUUGAAUUAGGUUACGGACGGGCCUGGAGCUCCACUCAGCGUCUCGACUUGGUUUAACUUGUUAAAAGCGGAGAGAAGUCAGCUCGCUGAAUGCCUUGUGAGAAGCUCGGUGGGUACCGGAGCCACAAAGCGCUACAGGUCUUUUAACCAACUUUAAAGGUGAGUGCGAGUUUUUAACCAUUAACAUAACCAAAUGCGACAGACAAAGGCAUGACAACAGAGGAAUCCCGAGUGAAGGGGUCGCUGGAAAAUGUGAGAAUAAGUAACAUAUUAAUUGAUCUGAUUUCCUUCCUCCGGCUGAAUCGAACGCAACAAAUCAAUCGAAAAGAAGCCGGGGACUGCAGACAGGGAGCUCACGGAGUAUGUGAAGGUAAAAAAAAAAGAAACAAAAAUGAAAAGAAUAAGAGGUAGGAAAGAAAAGAGAAGCCAAGAGGCCCGGAAAAAUGAGUGAAAACAUGGCAAUGAGAUGGAUAGAUGUUACUCUGUUGCACAUAAACUAGGAAUGGGGAAACCUGAGAAAAAGUGAUAAACAUGAUGGCUGGAAAAUAGAAAGAAGGAAAUGGGCAGUGAGUAGAUCCGGACAGAUUAUAGUUAGUUAGAUAAACGGCCGAAGGAACAGCGCUGGACAGUUCGGGAGCAGCAUCAUUUGCAGGAGUGCUUGUGUGUCUGCUGCGGAUUAAGAGAAAGUAGUUUUCUAUUUGAAUGAGUUUCGGUGCAUUUUAUACCCGCGGUGUGCGGUUGGACACCUCCAAACCUCCGACAGGAAAUCUAGAGAGAUCUGGGUGAAAGGGGCACUGGCUAAACCCAACUUCUGUGCACACUCUCAAAUGUGGGACUUCUUUCAGGACGUGGAAGCAAACGGAACACGACUCGGGGCAGCUUGGAGGAAAAUGUUUCAGACUGUCCCAGACACCUCGUCUUACGUAAAGGAGGCCCUGUCCGUUGUGAGCGACGACCAGUCUCUGUUUGACACCACGUACGUCGCUGCACAGCUUCCCAAAACGGAUAUGACGGCUUCAGCUGCCGCCGACUAUGGACAAACGCACAAAAUUAACCCAUUGCCUCAACAAGAUUGGAUCAAUCAACCUGUCAGGGCAAAUAUUAAGAGAGAAUAUGACAACAUUAACGGCUCCAGGGAUUCACCUGUGGACUGCAGCAUUGCGAAGUGCAAUAAGCUGGUCAGCGGCACUGACACCAAUUCCAUGACUUACAGCAGUUACAUAGACGAGAAGGAUGGCCUCCCUCCGCCCAACAUUACUACCAACGAGAGGAGAGUGAUCGUUCCCGCAGAUCCCACUCUUUGGAGUCCGGAGCAUGUCAGGCAGUGGCUGGAUUGGGCCAUCAAGGAGUAUGGGCUGCUGGAGGUUGAUACGAGCCUCUUUCACAACACGGACGGCAAGGAACUGUGCAAAAUGAACAAGGAGGACUUUCUCCGCCUGACCUCUCUCUACAACGCCGAGGUCCUGCUCUCACAUCUCAAUUACCUCAGGGAAAGUAGUUCUCCUUUAAGCUACUCCACGUCAUCUCAUUCUGACCAGUCAACACGUCUCCCAGCCAAAGAAGAUCCAUUGUAUGAUACUGUCAGGAGAUCCGGUUGGGGUAAUAAUAUGAACAAUGUGACAAAAGCUUCCCCUGGAGCAACGCAGAGUGUGAAUAAAAGUACAGAACAGCCACGACCCCAACCAGAUCCUUAUCAAAUUCUAGGACCCACCAGCAGCCGGUUAGCCAAUCCAGGAAGUGGGCAAAUCCAGCUUUGGCAGUUUCUCCUGGAGCUGCUGUCUGACAGCUCUAAUGCCAGCUGCAUCACCUGGGAAGGAACCAAUGGUGAGUUUAAAAUGACAGAUCCGGAUGAAGUGGCUCGACGGUGGGGAGAGCGGAAAAGCAAACCCAACAUGAACUACGACAAGCUGAGCAGAGCUCUGCGUUACUAUUACGACAAAAACAUCAUGACCAAGGUUCAUGGAAAACGCUAUGCAUACAAAUUUGACUUUCAUGGCAUUGCACAAGCUCUCCAGCCACAUCCAACGGAGUCCUCUAUGUAUAAGUAUCCCUCUGAUCUUACCUACAUGCCUUCUUAUCACGCGCAUCAGCAGAAGAUGAACUUUGUAUCUCCUCACCCAACCUCUAUGCCAGUCACAUCCUCUAGCUUUUUUGGACCAACCUCACCAUACUGGAGUUCUCCUACAGCAGGCAUUUACCCAAAUCCAAACGUACCCCGUCAUCCUAACACGCAUGUUCCCUCUCAUUUGGGCAGCUAUUACUAACAACGGCCCCUGGUUUUUCUGCUUUGCAACCUACAUAGAUCCAUGUCCAAAUUUGGAACUUUAGGGACUCAGGAACUUUACGGCUGUGGAACAUUAAUGGAUGCCAGGCCUGUUGCUAAACUGGAUUUCCAUCUAUUCCUGCAUCAUUGUCUAGUGAAGAGCUUGUUGCUAUCUCAAAAAGUCUCCAAUUAUUAAUAUGUUGUCUGAAAGUGGACAUUGAAACUUGUGAAACUUAUACAUGUUUGUGAGCAUUAAACCAUUCUGGUCAACAAUAAAUCAUCCUCCAAGAUACAAGAACAACCUUGGACAUUUGCACCAAAUAAUUCUAGCCAACAGUUGACAAGUCAGAGAUGUUUCUUCAAUCAAUUAACAACGCUGGAUUAUUUACCAGUUCUAGAAUGAAACCGCAGUCUUUAAUAACCAAGGAUCUGCCAACAUAUUCCUCGUUGGAUGAUCAGCUCAUAUACUUGCCAGUUGCAGGGACUGUUGGAUCUGGAUAUUCCACAGCUCUUCAUUUCACUGAUGAAGCUUUGUUCUAGUAACGACUUCUGUUGAAUGGAGACACUUUUUCAGUGGAAUGAAUAGCAAGUGAUGCAUUUGUGGGGACCUCAGACAUGCAGGACAAUUCUAACAAGGGAAGAAUAUUGCUACAGAGAGUUCUGUUUUGUCCUUAGGAAUAUGAAAGCAAAUUAGAUUACACAGGAUACACAAACGCUGUGCGUUUGUAAGAAUUCAAUAUUGGAUCAACCAUGCAUCCUCAUAUAAAGCAAAUUACUGUAUAAAUUAUGCAGAUGAUGACAAUUCCUUUAUGUUACAGUAUUACACGAGUUGACCUCGGUCACAGAUGCAGUUUUACUAUCAAGUUCAUUUUGAUUAAAUGUAAUCAUUUUGUAGCCUGUAGAUCUUUAUAUCUGUACAUAUGGGCUCUGCCUUUUUACUGAGUAAAGGGACACAUAGAAUAGAAAUUGUUGAAAGAAGUUUAUUCUUAUAAGGUGUUGCUAAUGACAGAAGCACUGAUAUAGCUAUUUUCUAUAACUUGUGAAUAGCUGGAAGCAAUGUAUUCCUUAGUUCUUAGUGCUGUUGAACUCUUUAUGUAGCAUUUUAAAUAAUCACUGACACUAUCUUCCCAUUAAAAUGGGGCAUCACCUAUUAUAUAUGCAAUUAGUUCUUAAUUAUAUACCUUUGCAAAUAAUCCUUUGCAGCAUAUUGUAUUAAGCCAAACACUUACACAAGGGCAAGUUAUGAUGUAAGAUCAAGUGCCACGAACCAUUGCCUUAGACAGAUGGUUGUUAUUACACACAUGUAUUUCAAUGUGAAGAGAACUGUGUACUAUUGAUGCAGCAGCAUGUAUGACAGUUUCAUACACUAUGCAAAUUAUUCAAUAAACAAUGGCAUCAGGGAGUGCCUUAACAAAUCCCUAU